Molecule: messenger RNA, 927 nt
Organism: Mucor velutinosus
Lineage: Eukaryota; Fungi; Mucoromycota; Mucoromycetes; Mucorales; Mucoraceae
Gene: rfc1
Product: DNA replication factor C complex subunit Rfc1
Exons: 4
Coding region: 1-927 (308 amino acids)
Source: RefSeq, a predicted model, not a curated record
AUGAAAGCCCAUAUUCUAGAACUCAUUGAACCCUCGCUAUUAAGGCUCGAAACCUGGGUCAAGGCCAUUGCUGCUGAUGUCCCUGUCGAAACAGACUGGGCUCAAUCCUCCUUCGGCUCAUGGUACAACGAACCUCGUCAGCAUGGUUUAGAAUUGCUGUUCUUGGCUAGUUUCUGGGGACUCGCUACAUACAUGAUGUUCUGUCGCUUGCUCAGGCCCGGAACCAACAACUAUAAGCUUUUGACUGAAUUCCAGGUGCCCUGCAGAGCUUCAUUGACUGAAAGGGGCAUGACUCUUUCGUUAAUUUGCUCUCUUUUGUUGACCUUGACUCAUAAGAUCAUUCGCAAUAGAGUUUGGUUUAUGAUGCAGCCAUGUCAUAUGAGUGGUGUGUUACUUUUGUUCACACUAGUCUAUCCAAAUAAGAGAUCGCCUAUCCCACACAUUUUCUUCAAUAUUUAUUUGCAUCUCCAAUGGGGUGCUUUGGCUGCGCUUGCCUUUCCUGAUUUGAGAGAGCAUACGAUGAUUGGUGAGACAUUCAAUUUUUUUGCUGAGCAUAUUUUGUUGUUGGUGGUACCUGUCUAUAUGAUUUAUAGCAGACGCUAUGUAGUCUUGCCUAAAUCAAGGGAAAUUUUGUUCCUGUCCUUCUUCUCAUACAGCUUCUUCCACACUCCCCUCCUCCACUUGAUCUCUCUUGUCUCAGGCUACAAUUUGAACUACAUGUGGGCCCCUCCUCCAAUCAAAUUUUUAUUAGAUCUCGGACCUUUAUACAGAAUCGUCAUGUUUGGUGCUGCAUUCGUUUUCAAAUUUGUCACUCGUUUCAUUUUUGUAGAAACUGCUCUUACUCUCAUGCCUCGUAAGAAGCUCUCUUCUAAUGAAAAGACUACUACAAUCAAUCCCAAUUUACUGAAAAAAUCCAAGAAAAUCUAA